This is a messenger RNA of Aricia agestis (brown argus), 1115 nucleotides long. Its product is annotated as UPF0605 protein CG18335. The coding region runs from base 93 to 1022 and encodes 309 amino acids. The transcript is spliced from 8 exons. NCBI's taxonomy places the organism in Eukaryota, Metazoa, Arthropoda, Insecta, Lepidoptera, Lycaenidae. The record is from RefSeq and is a predicted model, not a curated record.
AGUUACGUAUUGUAUGCGUGCUCUACAUGUCCUGAAUUUUCCAAAUUUUCGUUAUAAACAAUUUACGUUCAUGAGUUAAAAUCUUUGUCGGAAUGGCUUUAGAUUUAGUAAGCAUAGCUCAGCCUCAUUACAUCCCUGGCUACACGGGCCACUGUCCGGAGUACAAGUACCGUAUCGGGGACACGUACGGGUCCACCACACACAAGAUCCUGCUGGACCCCAGCGUCAACCACUCCGAGCGGCUCGUGCUGGCUGACCGCACCGCUGAUGACUUCCAGGUAUACCGCCCACCGCAAGAAGACAUCGACAUCUUGAACGCGAGGUUUCGCAAUGGCGACCCAGUGUACAAGCACCCAAUGGUGCCGGGAUAUGAAGGGUUUUUGCCGAAGUUGAACAGCCACUUCGGGCAACGGUACACGGUGGCCGCUACUGAAGCUCUCUCGGAGUUCCAGAAGGCCCAGCUCGAUCAGCGAGCAGCCAGGAACCAGCUGGAGAGGGUGGUGGACCUGCAGGCUGGGAAGGGCCAACCCUGGGACUUGGCGGAUAAGUUUGCGGCCACAGCGGAGUUUAAGCUGCCUCUUAUGGUGGUAAGGCCGGAAUGUGCUGGAAUACUGCGGGAUUUGCCACUGGACGAGCCGAAGCUAUCCCCACCUUCGCACUCUAUCAGCCCCUACUUUAUGGACAAUGAUGAUGCUGAGAAAUACAUCAAGAAAGGAACUGCAGCUCAUGUUCCGUACGGAUAUCAAAGAUUUGGUGAACCCUCCAAAAAGUUAACAAAUUCGGCUCUUUGUGACUUUACAUCAAAUUACCGGAGAAGACAAAGUACUGAAUGGGCGCCUGUAAACGUUGUCAAACCCGACCCACCCCUAUCCAUAAGCCCGACGGAAAUCUAUCAUAAACACGUCGGCAUGGUGCCCAACUACGCAGGGCAUGUGCCUGGAGAGACGUUCAGACUUGGCAAGACCUACGGCAACGAUACUCGUGACGCAAAAAGAUGGCUCCGCGCUGACUACAUAUCGUAACAUCACGACAUAAUAUUAGAAAUAUCUUUAUACUUACAAAAUUUAUAUUUUUUUAAAUAAAUACACUGCUUUUUACCUAUGGAAUAUACAUUU